This is a messenger RNA of Rosa chinensis, 1306 nucleotides long. RefSeq names its product transcription factor MYB86. The transcript is spliced from 3 exons. NCBI's taxonomy places the organism in Eukaryota, Viridiplantae, Streptophyta, Magnoliopsida, Rosales, Rosaceae. The coding region runs from base 91 to 1107 and encodes 338 amino acids. The record is from RefSeq and is a predicted model, not a curated record.
AGAACCUUUUCGUUGGAGUCAUGGCCGCUUAUAUAUGACAAAUGUGGAGCUGAAGAACUCUCGAGGAUCAGUGGGUGAACGGUUGCUGAGAUGGGCCAUCGGUGCUGUGGGAAACAUAAGGUUAAGAGAGGUCUUUGGUCACCGGAAGAAGACGACAAGCUCAUCAAACAUGUCACCACCCACGGCCAUGGCAGUUGGAGUUCUGUCCCUAAACAUGCAGGGUUGGAGAGGUGCGGAAAGAGUUGCAGGUUGAGAUGGAUAAACUAUUUGAGACCAGAACUAAAGAGAGGCUCCUUUACGUCUGAAGAAGAACAGAUUAUUAUUGAUGUCCACAGAAUUUUAGGCAACAGAUGGGCUCAGAUAGCGAAGCAUCUACCUGGAAGGACAGACAAUGAAGUGAAGAAUUUCUGGAACUCUUGCAUUAAGAAGAAGCUCAUGUCACAAGGUUUGGACCCGCAGACCCAUAACUUGAUCUCUUCUCAUAAAAGGUCAGUAGCUUCUAAUAAGAUUGCAGGCAGUAACGCCAAAUUACAAUCCCACAUCGAUCAAAAGAGACCAGUUUUCACUGUGAACAAUAUGUCACAGAUAAUAGAUUCUUCAACGGAAAUUAAUUACUCUAUUUCACCACCUAUUGUACCAUUUUCCAAUGCUCAACCUCCCACUGUUCAACCCAUAAUGGCCACACCCAUAGAUAAUCAAUAUCUUGUUCACAACCCUAAUUCCGGCUGGACUAGUGUUACCGAUAUUCCAACCUUUCCCGAUAGCACACAGAGCAUCACCUCUGCAUCUUCUUCCUCAGCGUUUGGGCACUUGGAUGGUAGUAAUUGCAUCUGGGCAGCUGGUGCCGAUCCCUUUGAAGCAGCACCAGGAGCAAUGGAGCUGCAGGGAGAGCAGUCAAAAGGACAAGUAGUACAAGUAGAGCAAGAAAAGGAAAAGCUCCUGGAGAUGGAAAUGAAGGCUAUGCAGGACAUGGAUAUUGCUGCUUCGUUUGAUCAGAGUUCAAGCUUUGAUUUUAGCCUUGUGGAGUAUUGCUCUACACUAAUGUCUGGAGUCGUGCCUCAUGAUCAUGUCAACUAUUCUGCCGCUGACUUUACAUGGAACUUUUAGACUCGCUAUAUGUGUGCAUGUAUAUAACCUUGGUUAUCUGUUUUAGCUCACCGGUUUGAAAUCAUGACUUGAUGUUUUUGGAAUAACUUUAUAAACGCUAGCUGUGUGCGCAUGCAUGCGUGAUCGAAUGGCCAGACUUAUUGAGGUGAGCUCAGUAGGUGACUGCUUUAGGCAGCAUUUUUCGAACUUAAAUCCUAAU